Molecule: messenger RNA, 3141 nt
Organism: Drosophila grimshawi
Lineage: Eukaryota; Metazoa; Arthropoda; Insecta; Diptera; Drosophilidae
Product: monocarboxylate transporter 12
Exons: 1
Coding region: 540-3032 (830 amino acids)
Biological process (GO): monocarboxylic acid transport; transmembrane transport
Molecular function (GO): monocarboxylic acid transmembrane transporter activity
Source: RefSeq, a predicted model, not a curated record
CAUAAGAACUUCAGGCAAUAACAAAAACAACGCACACACACAUACAUAACGGCAACUCACGCUCCGCCGCUGCUGUCACUCCGCGAGAGCAAAACUUAAGAGUGUCAAAACGUCAAAAAAUAAAAACAACGAUUAGUGUGGGAGUAGUAACAGAGAGUAAGACAGAGAGUGGGACAGCGAGACGCCUGUUAAAUGCUGAGCGCGCGCAAAGAUAAAACAUAACAGCAGCAGCAGCAGCGACGUCGACAGCGGCUGUUCUAAGGCUCGCGCAUAACUCGUAACGGCGCCGAGCGCGACACUUCGGGCCACGCAUAACAACGUUUACAAACAAACAGAGACAGAAUCAAAUCAUCGUUCAUCGCCUCGCAAAGGGAGGUGCAGUGUGCCGGCGCGCGCAGAACAAGUGAAAACGAAAUCGAAACUGAAUCUGCAAAGAAGUUUGGUUAUAAUAGAAAGCAAAAGCAAAAGCCAGAAGUGUGCGCGCCACAUGUAACGGCAUACAAAAAGCACAAGCACAACUCGUAAAGUAAAACACAAUUAUGGUGGACAACAACAGUAAUGCGGCAGCUGGUGGUGGAGCUGGUGCAGCUGGUGUUGGCAGCACGGCGGCACGCCUGCGCAAAUUCGAGCGCACCGAAAGCGAACUGGCCUGCGAGGAGGCGGCGCGUCUAACUGCCGAGCAGAACGACAACAACAGCCCAGAGGAUGACAACGAUGAGGAUGAUGACGACGAUGGUGAGGGUGGCGAUGAUGAUGAGGAUGAGGUUAGCGUCUACGGUGAAUUGCCGCCACCGCCGGACGGUGGCUAUGGCUGGGUCAUAUGCUUCGCCAGCUUCAUGUGCAACAUGAUUGUCGAUGGCAUCGCCUACACAUUUGGCAUAUUCCUCGAGGAGUUUGUCGCCUAUUUCCACGAGGGCAAAGGCACCGUAGCCUGGGUGGGCAGCCUCCUAUCCGGCGUCUAUCUGAGCGCCGGACCCAUUGUCUCCGCCCUGGCCAAUAAAUAUGGUUGCCGCGCCGUUUGCAUUGCGGGCAGCGUGAUUGCCUGCAUCGCAUUCGUUCUAUCGACGUUCAGCACAUCGGUGAGCAUGCUAAUGGCAACCUAUGGAUUCAUGGGCGGCUUUGGCUUUGGCAUGAUCUAUUUGCCGGCUGUCGUCGCCGUCGGCUAUUACUUUGAGACGAAGCGUUCGCUGGCCACGGGAAUUGCGGUGUGUGGCUCGGGCUUUGGCACCUUUGCCUUUGCCCCCCUUGCCACAUAUUUGCUGGAGGAGUACGGCUGGAAGAAUGCGUUGCUCAUCUUUGCCGGUCUCAUAUUGAAUUGUGCCAUCUUUGGUGCAAUGAUGCGUCCACUCACGUAUCCCAAAAAGAAGCGAGUGAAACCGCUGAUGCAGCGCAUGUACGAGGAGAAACAGAUGCAGCUGGAGCGUGGCUCGUUUGCCGGAUCACAUUUUAUGGUCCAGCUGCCGGAUGGCACCAUGGAGCGUAAGCUGAAGAUGCCUAUCAAUGCGGAUCCGGGUGUACAUUCCAGUUUGAAUUUGGAGUUGCUGGCGCAACAGUCUGGCGGUCUGCAUCCAGUGUCAACGCUGCCAACGAUCACCGAAUCCAAGGUGGUGGAGGUCAAUGCUCAAUCGCCGCCCAAUCAAAGCACCGCCGCCGAUAGCAAUGGCCAAUUAUCGGCGAGAUCGGGUCGCCGUUCGCAUCGCAACUCGGAGAAUGAGCACAGUCCGUAUCACUCACAGGAUGCGAUGACACGGAAUGCCUCGCAGCCCGCCUUUCUCGCUGGCGAUCAUCAAAGUCUUCCCAAGAAUGGGUCGGUGCCAUCAUUCAGCCGUGUGCGCAAGACAUCUGCCAGCGAGCGUUAUCAGCCCUCGCUGGCGGCCAUACGUGCCUCCUCCCGCGGCGACCUCGAGGCGGGCACUGGCGGUGACUUCAAUACUUCCAAAUUGUCACUGUCCCAGCGACAGGGCAGCUCCAGCGGCAGUGCUGGACGCAUGGUGCGACCCAUGUCCCGUAAGGAUAUCUUCUAUUCCGGCUCCGUUACGAAUUUGCCACAGUAUCAAUCCCAGAAGUCGCUGACAAACUAUCGCAACUCGGUCCUGUCGCUCACCAAGUACGAGAAGAGCAUGCAAAGCGUGCGACUGGAUCCACUGGCGGAGGCGGAUAAACAUCGCGAGGAAUACGAUCUAUGCCCGUGCCUUUGCAUACCGGAUUCGGUGAAAUCUGUGGUGAACACCAUGCUGGAUGUGAGUCUGCUCAAGGAUCCCGUGUUCAUGCUAAUGGGUGUCUCCAACAUAUUCGGCAUGGCUGGACUCUAUGUACCUUUUGUCUAUCUGGUGGAUGCGGCCAAGGAGCAUGGCAUUGCCAAAAACGAUGCCGCAAUGCUGCUCUCCAUCAUUGGCAUCACGAACACGGUGGGACGUGUCUUCUGCGGUUGGGUGGCAGACUUGCCACAAGUCAAUUCGCUGCUGCUGAACAACAUCUGUCUGCUGAUCUCGACGGUGGCCGUCAGUUUGACACCACUGUGCUACAGUUAUACCGCCUAUAUAGCCAUGUCGGUUGCCUUUGGAAUUGCCAUCUCUGGUUACAUUUCGCUAACGUCAAUUAUACUCGUGGAUCUGCUCGGUCUGGACAAGCUAACGAAUGCCUUUGGACUGCUCAUCCUGUUCAGAGGAUUUGCGGCCUUGAUUGGCACACCGUUAGCGGGCGCCAUCUAUGAUUUAACGCACACCUAUGAUCUGCCCUUCUAUAUGGCUGGAGCACUGUUUGCCAUAUCGACGGCGACUAGCUUCUUGGCGCCGUGCAUGAAACGCUUUACUGGAUCGGAUGAGACGCCUGUGCAUGCGGAAACGCUGACGCCCAUCGAUGAGGAGCAGGGCGAGGAGGAUGCCGAAGAUGAAGAUGAGGAUCAACCCAUUACCAUGGUCCCAAAAAUCAUCAAAACUCUGCCCAGUCCACAGGAACAGGACGAGUCCCGUCAAUUUCCACCCACAACGACGCAACAAAAAACACAAACAACAACGGAAUCAAAGCUCUAAGCAACAAGAAUUUAAAGUAGGGAAGAGUGUGAGAACAGAGUACAGAAGAAACUACAAAUAUAUGAAUAAAGUCAAGAGAGAGAAGAGUGGAGUCAAAAAGAAAGUCUAA